Molecule: messenger RNA, 9439 nt
Organism: Pseudopipra pipra
Lineage: Eukaryota; Metazoa; Chordata; Aves; Passeriformes; Pipridae
Gene: XKR9
Product: XK related 9
Exons: 6
Coding region: 5732-6373 (213 amino acids)
Biological process (GO): engulfment of apoptotic cell; apoptotic process involved in development; phosphatidylserine exposure on apoptotic cell surface
Cellular component (GO): plasma membrane
Source: RefSeq, a predicted model, not a curated record
GAGAUUGUCCAGUGAAGGGCCAGUGAGAUGGUGAAGGGACUGGAUCAUCUCUUCUGUUAGGAGAGGGCGAGAGAGCUGGGACUGUCCAGCCUGCAGAAGAGCAGGCCCAGGAAAAUCUCAUCAGUGUAUAUAAAUACAUAAAGGGAGGGUGUACAGAGGACAGAGCUAGGCUCUGUCACGGGGCCAUUGCUGCCUGUCCUAUCGUGGUGCCCAAUGCCAGAACCAGAGGCAAUGGGGCACAACCCAAAACACAGGAUGUUCCUUCUGAACAUCAGGAAACGCUUUUUUACUGUGAGGGUGACCAGGAGCUGGCACAGGUUGCCCAAGGAGGUUGUGGAGUCUCCAUUCUAGGAGAUACUCAAAAGUCAUCUGGACAUGGUCCAGGGCAACUGGCUCUAGGUGGCCCUGCUGGAGCAGGGGCUUGGACCAGAUGACCUCCAGUGAUCUCACCUCAGCCAUUCUGUGAUUUUGUGAAAUUUUGUCACUGUCAGGUAGUAAUAUUGUGUUUGCAAACAGCAUUCAUUCUAGAGUCUGGAAGGUGCUGAAAUUCACCUGUUUGGCUUUGCAGUGUCCCUUCUGAAACCCCCAAUUAUUUGCCUUUCAAUUGACAUUGUUAAAGAAAUUUGGGCAGCCUUUUUCUCUCCUUAAACCACCUGCAAAUGACGAAUAAACAUAAUUUAACCUGAAAUAAAAGCAGGUAAUAUUAUUACGGGAACGUUACCAAUAUUAGAAUUUCAAAUAUUAUCUGAUUGUUUUAUAUCUAUAGUAGAUCACAUAUGUUACCUAUAACAAAUAAAUGUAAAUUUCUAAGAUGAUCGUAGCAAUACAAAGAACAAAAAGUGUUUGGUGGUAGCAUAUUUUUUUCUUAAAUGUUCUUUUCAUUAUGUGAAAAUAGAGGUGCAACUCUUAUGUGUGAUCUAGGGCCAUUUCUAGGAUUUGCAUGGGCAAACAGAACAGAUUCUCACUUUCUUCUGAAGGGACAGAAAUCACCAAACAUAAUCUUGAUAGGCAAAGUUCCAAAAGACUUAUUAGAAACAAACAACUCAGUGCACAGCAUGGAACUUUCACCAAAACUUUGUGGCUUCAACAGAACUUUGUAACUUCAUGAGAAUUCAAAGUUUAAUUUUUUUUUUAAAUGGACUUAAAUGCUAUUGUGGGCAGGUAAUACAUGCAAUACAUGCCAGGAGAUGUGCUAUUAAAAGCUUCAGAUACUAACAAAUGUCUGCAUCUUGCCAUGCAUGACAGACUGGUGUUCCCCACUCUAACACUGUGUCUUUUUCCUCCUUCCCGUGUUGGCAACUGGUUCUCGGUUUGGCACAGAUCCGCCUGAUGCCUUUGGCUUCCUGGGCAGUGUGAGGCAGGGGAUGGCACAAGGCAGGGAGGCAGCUCUGAGGUAGGUCCUGCUGCCUGCCUAGGCAUGCUGCACUUGCUGGUAUCGGCUCACAACUCAGAUUUUCAGCUGGCCUCAAAGGUCAGAGAACAAAUGCUGCUCGGCCAGACAGCAGUGAUGCACCUUCGCUGUCCAGGGACCAACAGCAAGCUUGCUUCUAGGCUGUGUCUUCAGUGCUAGUUUAGCUACAUUUAAAGUGCUUGCUAACCCAUCAGCUGCAUUACCUUGCAGUCACCCAUGCAGCCAAAUACCUUGCCUCAUGAUGCACAAGUGACUUGCCAGGCAGUACCUUAUGCAGGCUUAUAUCAUGCAGUAAUUAAAAAAAUUUACUCCUGGACAUGGACUUCAAUUGCAGCUGUUAAUUGGUUGGCAUCACAAAAGCCACAGACAGAAAAUGUGCCACUGAUGCUGAUAAUCCCUAUAUUUAGGCCCUCAAGACAAUUUCUUUGAUUUAUAUAAUAAAUGUUUACUUAUUUGAGAUUUAGAAUAUCUAUUUACUUAUUUGAGGUAUAAACCCAUUGCAUUUAUUUUUUAUUUUCAAGCUCACUAAAGCAUUAACUACAGACAACAGAAAGGAUGUUUCAGGUCAAAGGAAAGAAGCCUUUUUGUGUGCAGGUGUGCUGCUGAAGUAAGCAAGAAAACCCUAUACAAAAUAUUCCAAUCUCAUCCCAUAUAAUUUGCCUCUAUAUUGUUUUAUAAGCAACUGUGACUAGACCUGAAUUUACCUAACCCUGAGGUGCCCUAUUGUGCUUAAUUUGUAGCUAUUUGUUGGUACAUUCAACCCAUUUUCAGUCUUUAGUUGCUGCGUCAUUAGAAGAAGUUACUACCUAACCCAAGGCAAAUUGCGUAUUUAAGUGGUUUUCUACUUUUAAGACAGUUCUGAGUUUAGAGAAGGUUUCUGAAAUUAUUUAUCUGAAUUUUACCUGUUGAUUACUCAGAAAUAGUAAGGUGCCAGUUAUUUAGCAGGAGCUAUGAAUCUGUUUCAUCUGUAGGUGGCAGCAAUGGUGCCUUUGGAAAACGAAGUGCAAGUUCUAUUAUCUUAAUUUCCUGUACAAGCCCAUCUUUUUAAAAAGUCUGUUGUUUCUCUUCAAAUACAGAAGUUAAUAGGCAUGUAGUGAAAGUCUUGCUGUUAUGCUCUAAUGUGGUACAAGAAAAUAUGAGUGUAUAUCCUGAGGUUCUUAUAGCGCUCUCUUUUGUUUUACAUUGUUAAGACAAAAUUUUGAGGCGAAAAAUUUCUGCAGUAGAUAGUGUUAGGCUACCAGUAAAAAAAGAAAAAAAAAGCUGAGUUUCAAUAAACCUAGAAAGAGAUUGUUGGUAAUAUACAAUGUGAUGUAUCAUGGAAAAUUAUUUUGUAACAACUGUGAGACACAGAUUGGUAUUUCUGAAAAUCCCACCGUGUCACUGUUUGAAUUUUUAGCACUCAAGAAGUCUUUGAGUACUGGCACUGGGCUUUCUUCCACAUUUUAACUGUAAAUGUUGAGGAUAAAUGCCUCUCCACUGUGGCUUUGUAAUAGCCUAAUAGAACUAAGCACAAGCAUGUAACUCUGUAGUAGUUAGACAGAAUCAACUGAAUAGUAGAUAGAAAAUGUCUUGACAGACUUAUCUGCAUAGACAUUGGUACAUGUAAGUCUUGUUGAGAGGAUUUUUAGUUGGUAGAUUUUGAAGUUAUUUUAAUGCAAUUAUAGAUGCUAUUUAUAAAAGUAAGAUUUCUUGGUACUUGCAGAAUAUUUCUUUCUUUAUGCUUUUUAUCUGGUACAGAGAUAAGUAAAGAGACCUUAAACCAAACAGAAGUGAAGAAGGUUUUGCAGAGAGGAAGGCCAUGGGCUACAAGAUUCCUACAUUAAGAGGCAACAUUGUGUAGAAAAUAUAAAAAGUCAGAUCAGCAGAGUUAUGGGGGAUGAUUAGAGGCAAUGUUGAAGGGACUUGGACACCUCUGUAAGAGGAAAGGCUGAGACAGCUGUGACUGUCCAGCCUGGAGAAGAGAAGGCUCAGGGGUUCUCAUCAAUGCCUAUAAAUACCUGAAGGGUAAAUGCAAAGAGAAUGGAGUCAGGCUGUUUUCAGUGGUGCCCAGUGCCAGGACCAAAGCCAAUGGGCAUAAACUGCUCACAGGAGGUUCCUUCUGAACAUCAGGAAACACUUCUUCAGUGUGAGGGUGACCAAGUGCUACACGGGUUACUCAGGGUGGUUGUGUAGUGUCCCUCCUUGGAGGUAUUAACAAACCAUCAGGACACAGUCCCAGGCAGCCUGUUGUAGGUGGCCCUGCUUGAGCAGGGGGGUUGGACCAGGUGACCUCCAGCAGUCUGUUCCCACCUCAGCUGUUCUGUGACUUCGUAAGAUUCUCCUAAAAACCUGUAUGUUAAUGCUGCUCAGAACAUAAAUACUUUUGCGUUCCCUGGGCAGGUGACCAGGAGUUCUGCUGUAGCAGGGUACCAAGAAGCUAUGAUGAUAGAAAACUGCUGGCAGCUUGUACAACUAUACAGGAAUAAUUCAUGAAGAAGCAGGGGGAUCUAUUACACUGAGAUGAAGUCAUCAACCAAUAUAUUCUUUCAAGCCAUGCAUUUUCUCGGCUACUCUUGCAGUCUCAUCCAUCGAGGUUCCAGUGAAGUGAAUGUUGUGAAGAAUCAGUGGCCAAGUCCAUUCCAAUGGAUCUUCUGCAAGUGGAACAAUCAAGUCAGGAGUAAGCAAGGCAGGAUUGGCGUAAUGAAACUAUUUUGUUUUUCUCUGCAAAUAUUAUACAGGUUUAUGUUGGUGUCAGAUGUUCAAUUUGCUGCAAAAGAACGCAGUAGCCUAAUAUGAGUUUAAAAGAAAUAUCGUCUCCAAAAGCUAUAUUCUGACAGAAUGCUUGUAUUCAUUUGGCCAUUUAUGGGACAGAACAGGUGUCAUUGUAAUUGCUGAGCUGCUUCUUCUCUGACAUCCCUGGGAUUUUAUUGUGGAGCAAUAUAAAACUACAUUUUUAAUUAGUGAAUUCAUGUUGCUCACAGCCAUUACAAAGAGCUUGUUGGGCAUGCACACAGUAGGCCUGUUAUCUUUGAAUCAUCCCCAAGAUGAUUCUGCACAGGCAGAAAGGCCUCUGCUCCAUUUAUUCAGAAGGCCAUUAUGGCCCCACUGAUGUCCUAAGGUGUUUUCCCAGUGUGUUGUCUCACUGGAAUGAAUCAUGUGCAACUGAACCAGGAAUAAUGCAGUACUGUUUUGGCUUCAGGCACUGGGCUUUUUAGCUUUGGAAAAUUCACUUGAUCUGUUGAUUCUGUUCUUCAGGUGAUGACAUGAAAAUAAUGGUAUUUCAAGCACUGCAAGGACUGCUUAGGAAUAGCAUGUUUCUGACCUAUAAGGGGAAGCAGGAAGUUGCACAAGAAAAGGCAAGCAUUGAUAUUAUGUUUGCUAUGAAGAUAGGAUUGUACCUCCUAUCCUCCUAGUCUAGAGCUAUAAAAGCUAUAGACUGCUCUGGCUGAGGGUGUGCAUCAUCCUGUGCAGCACAGUCAUCGAGGCAGAAUCACAACACUUGCACCUUGUACCCUGCAGCUAUUUUAAACAUGAAUAAAAAUUUCAUGUUGAGUGCCAAGAGCUCAGCUGGAGCAGACUUGUGCAAACACCUGUAGUUUCACCAGAAGAAAACAAUUUUAAUCAUUUGUCCUUGGAGAUGUGCGGACUCUUCAUGUAUCAUUGCACAGAAAAGCUUUUUGUACAUUUUUUUAGAAUGCAUUGUACUACAAUUUUCAACUAUAGCAAAAAAAUGUGUUUUUUUUUUUUUUAAUUUUUAUAGAGUAAAUUUAUUGAAGGAAUUUUAUAAUCUGUUAAGCUUAAUAUUAACUAUAGACAGGGACUUUUAAAGUUUUUAAAAUAGAAUUUUUAGAAUAUAUUCUUAAGAAUGACAGUUCUUUACAGGUAGCAAAUCAUUAACUGUGUCACAUGGUUUCCAUAUGAAUUUAGUUUCACUUUGUGUUAUAUCAGUAAGCCCUUUAACUUUCUUUGGAUUGCAAGUCUUGUAAAGGUAUGGAUGGGAAACCUGCAAAUAUGCAAAUCUACAAUUUUUGAACUGAAAAAACCUCUAUCCAUGGCCAGUAUUCAGGAACCACUAAUGAAGAAUGACUCCACCAGUUAAAAAGACAAUUUACAUUUAUCUUUUCCAGAAUAGAUAUGUAUCAAGGAAGUUAAUUUAAUAUUUAGAUCAAGAACAUAGAAAAAUGCAAGUCCCUUUGCCAUAAUAAAAAUGCAUAACCCAACUUUUCUUUGUAUAGAGCCCUAUGAGCAGGUGGUAUCAUCAGUAAAAAGACUCUAUUGUAGUAAAGCAUUUAGAUUCCUUUACAUGAAGUGAGGAGGGAAUGAUAAGUGGCAGUCUAACACAUGAUGAAAUUUACUAAGCAGAAUUUUUUUGUUUUAGUUGGCGGAAUUAUAAUUUAUGUAGUUGAUAUUGGAGUGGACUUUUGGGUAGCUAGUAAAUAUUUCUGUCAAGGACAAUAUUCUUGGAGUAUAUUGAUACUGUGUUUUAGAGGUAUUUCAUCAUUAGUAACUCAGAUAUUUAGUUAUGACUGGUUUAAAAACGACUGGGAAGGUACUGAUACUGGGAAGUUGAAAUGGAUUUUUCUAGUUCAUCUCUUUCACUGUGGAAUUUUUAUAAGGUAUUGGUUUGCUUUGAAAUAUGGCUGCCAAGCUGCAUUUAAACUAAAAAGCAGUGGAGAUGCUUCAGAAACAGAUCCUGCCAACUUCAUUAAAAAACAAGCUAUUGAUGCAGUGACUGAUAUUAACAUGCUCAGGGUGUUCAAGGCUUUUCUUGAGACCACGCCACAACUUUUUGUCCAGAUUUACAUCCUCAUGCAACAUGGCAAAACUAAUUGCUAUCAAUAUGCUGCCAUUUUUAUGUCUUUUUGUGGUAUCUCCUUUUCAAUGGUUGAUUAUCAGAUGUCAUUACAAAAAUCUCAGCCUGACAAAGAAUCUUCUGUACUUAGGGGUGAUGCCAGCUUCUUCGGGGUUAUAAUAGCAGCCUGAGUGAUUUAUGGAUGGCAACAGGAGUUUUGCAUAUAAAGGAAGAACUAUCUUCCAUAAAGCUUUUGUCUCCUUUGGGCUCUAAGAUGCAACACUUUCAAUGCUGGUUUCCACUGAAAUAGGAGGCUGUGCAAGGUAUGCAGUGGUGCAGUCUUUUGUCUUUGUCACUGGAGAAAAGAGAAAAGAGGAGUGACUUCUGAUAAAUUGCACUCACAGGGACUGGGAAAAGAUAUAAUAAGUAUCUUGUCCAUCAAGAAUUUUUGGCGGAAGGGAGAGUGAUAUUAGACAACGUUUCAUUGAAUGCUAAAACAAAGGAAGUAAGGUUGAUAGUCAGUAUCUUCAGAAAUAAAAUUUAAGGGGAAGUAUUUCAGAGCUUCCAUGUUUUAAAUCUGAAUUAUGAAAAUCUGGGGCUCUUUCUCUCCCAUUUUCACUGCCAGUAAGUCACAUUUGCAGUUAAAGUGGCUACAGACAAAGGGAGGAAACAGGGUCUGAGAAAAAAAGACUAGAGAUAAGAAAAACUGAUAAACUUCACCAGGAACCAAAUCUUUUAGCAUUGUUGAUUAACAGCAAACUUCCCUGAAACUUUGGAGGAAUGGCUGAUAAUAAGGUCGGUAGUUAGGGUGCUCAAGAGCCAUGUCUUGUGCCUUUUGUAUCAAGUUCAUGGACUGCAGAAUGCCUUUUUCUUGUUACUCUUCCAGUCUUACCAAAUCUUACUGAAGUUUCUAAACGUGGUUCUUUCCUGUUCCAUGUCCACGUUUUCUUUACCAUGCCAACCAUGUACAUCUCCUUAAUCCUAGUCAAGGAAAUGAAUUUCUAUGUGCAUAGUUUGAACUGAACGGUCUGACUUUCUGAGACUACACAUGAGAAAUUAGAGUAGUGAGAAGAGUUUGCUUCUAAAAUCCCUCAUUUCCACUUAGGGAGAACUAAGUAUGGGUCCAGAAGUUAAGACAUAGAAAAGCACAAUCCAUGGGACUAAAGCAAUAUUUUUUCUAAAAUUAAUAUAUAAAAGAGUAUCUUCACUUCUCUCUACUCUGGAAAAGAGAUUUCCAGAAUUUUUUGCCCUGGAACAUUCCUUCUUAGGUAAGAGGAAAAAGCCCAAGGCUCCACCCUACCUCAUGCACCAUGAUUGCCCUAAAUUCUGUCUCCUUUAUCGCAGAGUAUUUACUACCAGUGAUGGUGUCCUAGGCAGCAAAAUGCUAACCUGGUUUUAGGCUGAAUAUACUUUUAUUUUGCUAUGAAAAAAAUAGGAUCCUAAAUAGUGAAGAUGAUCCCUAUAUUGCUUCCCACACUUGUUUGUUUAUCUAAAAUCCUGAGAAGGAACUAGAGUAAGGAAUGGUGGAAAAUGGAGAAUAUUAUCUCUGUCUUGAAGAAAAUGACAACUUUUUGUCUACCCAUUAUUUUGAAGACCACCUCAAACUUUAUACAUUAUCUGAGAAGCAGAUCUCUGGGGAAAUAUGGGAUCCUGAGAAGUCCUAGUGUGGGCGUUUCAACCCUGGAGCCUCCAGGUUUUCUUCCUGCUGACAGAAAUCUGGAGCCUGAGUUGCUCUGGAGGAAGGUUAGUUUCUGGUGAAACAAAAGAAUUUGUCCUGCUGAUUUUUUUUUCUCCUUUCAAUGUACUGAGAAAUUCCAAAUAAAAGUAUUUCGUUGCCAUCUCUCUGGUCAACUCCUAACACUCACUUUCUUUCAUGAGAGAAAAGAUGAAUAUUAUGCUGCCUUCUGUUAUGUCUCCUCGCUCCCUCUUCUGUGCCACUAAGAGGAAUAUUAUGCUGAAGUUGAGUUGGUAAGAAAGAUACCUACGUGGCUGUUUAUAUCACUCUAAUUCAAAUAUACACCAAACCCAAUUACUUCAGUUUCAAUCUGUACUUUAUGCUUGUAAAUCCUUGUGGAUAUAGCCGUAUCCUAAAACAGCUAAAUGAUCCUUGGGGAAAUCAUGUAUAUUGUUUCAAUAAAGCUUAAAGAGACCUUCAGUGUCCUGCCACCGAUAUGUCUCCAUUUUGCUGUCAGUCAUAGGGCCUCAAGAGAUGGGAAUUCCUGGCAGCUUGUACCCUGUAGAUUUUUAUCUACAGGGGAAUAUUAUGAGAAUAAAAAUUUUUCAACUGUAAAGUCCUCCCUCUCUUCUUGACCUUGAGUUCAAGCUUUUCACUUGAUUCCCUUCAUUUUCACAGAUAUGAAAAUGGCUUCUCAUUCAUUUGGUCAUUCUAACUCAGAAUCACUGUGGUGGAGCGGACAAGGAAGCACAUGAAUUGACUCCAGACACAUUUCAUAUCACCAGUGCCCACUUCAGACAAAACAAAAAAAGCCCCACUUCACCUGGGUGUAAAGUUUAAACAAUAGACUUCAUACAUAUCCUUUCUGUUCCUGACUAAUCUUAAAAAUUCAGCUGCCACUCAGUUCAUGCAUUGUGCUUGACCUUGUCAUUUUAAUCUAACUGCAAAUUGAAAACAAAUGGGUUUUUUCUCCCUUUUUUUUUUUUGUGUUAAGUAUGCCCAUUACAUCUUACAAGAAGUAUUUUAAUAAGUGAAAUAAAAUUAAUAAACAAUUUCUUCCUGUUUUGACUACUGUCAGACCUGGGUAAGAAGAACAACAUUCAACAGAAUUGUUUUAAUUAUCUUACUAAUAUUCAACGUGCCAUUUGAUGACAUGGGUGAGCUCACCUGAUGUACCACAGAUAGCACUGAUUUAUGAAGCCAUAAUUGGGUUUCCAAUAAACAUUUGUCAAAAUAAUGUAUUCAUUCAAACCAAUACCUUCUUUAUUUAUUCAUAUAAAAGAGCACUUAACUUUCAACAAAGAAUUGCCUGCCAUCAAAAACACUCCAUAAACGGGGGAAAUUUAUGAAGAUACAGUACCAAAUGGUGAUUGGUGGAAGACUAAACUUCACUUUAACCCUUCAGAGUGCUGAGUUCCACCUCUUGCUUGGUACUAGUACUAAAUAUAUUUCUUACUGAAAGCCCCAAGCCCAAACAUUAACCUUUGUAUAUUUGCACAUUGAAGUACCAUCUCUUUUUUCUACCAUAGAGUCUUACAUCUCAAGGAUGGUUUCAAAAGUAGCAUCUCUCAUUUUUAUUAUG